Paramecium octaurelia is the source of this 3062-nucleotide messenger RNA. The record is from the annotation of a GenBank genome assembly. Lineage: Eukaryota; Ciliophora; Oligohymenophorea; Peniculida; Parameciidae.
AUGUCUCAAAGGCUUUUGAGAAAAUCAAGAACUAAUCAGAAUGAUUAAAGUCAAUGCUAAAGCCAAGGGCAUGCUUCUCCAGUCCUCAAUGAUGAGCAAAUGAGAAAUUUUAAAAUCGAAUUCUCCGACCUAUCAAGGAAAAGAUUGAGUGACAGUGGAGAAGUCAAAGAUCCAACAAUUUAUAGUUAACGUAAAUCCAGACUCUCCUAAUUUUCUCAAAUCAAUCAUCGGCAACGGGAUUUAAGCGAACACAACCCCAGCCUUCCAUAAUGUACAGCUACCACUAAAUAAUAUUAUUAAUUAAAAUGGAAGGAAUUAAAUGGGCUACCAAAGCAAACUGACAUACAGUAAAUUAUCAGGACAUUUCUGUAGAAACUUAAAAGAAAUGCAAACAUAGUGGAAUCUCCUGUUUCCAACACUUACUUCAAAGAAAACUACUUGAAACAAGAGGUGUAACUCUAACCCUCCUACCUUUUACACUUGAGACAAUUUUUUCAAUACACUAGAUUGCUAUCUUAUAUCCUAGUUCCAUUGUAAGCCGGAACCAAUUCAGUGUAAUUAUGGGUCUUAGGUUUAAUCCUCUUAUUGUUACUAAUCGAAUAAAUUGAUUAUAUUUUUAAACUAAAACUGGAAAGAGUGAAUAUCACUUGCAAUUUUGUUUAUAUAGCAAGCACGUUAUUAAUUAAUUUUGAUUUCGGCAAUACAGGGAAAUUAGUAUUGUUACUCCUCUUACUGACUGGGAUCAAAUACUAGUUCCAUUGGAAUGCAAUCACGUUUUCCUUUAUAUUUUUGAUCUACAUCAACUACAUCGCCAAUCUUUGGCUGUUACUCCAAGACGACGAGUUCGGUUACAUCGAAUCAGUGAUUUGGACAAUGAACAAUUGUGUAUAACAUUAACUAUAAUUAGAAAGUUGCCCUUCCAUAAUAUUGAGUCGCACCAUCAAUCCAACCAGGUCUACACAAUACUAGUCCAGAUUGCAUCCUACUAUUUUUAAUUGCUAUUUUUGACCUCUUUCAUUAAAUUCUUGUUCUCCACAAAUGAGUACUGUUUUAAGUUAAUUCUAGAAUGAAGAUGUUUUCAGACUUCUUAGAGAACAAUAAGGUUGAUCACAGAAUGAUAUAGGAUACAAGGGAAGUGUUGAAGGAAAAUCAAUAUUCAAACACAUUGGCAACUGUAACUAAGAGUUCGAUUUAUAUUAGGUUAACAACUUGAUGCAAUCGCUUCCAAUUAAUUUAUAGAAGCCUUUGUUUUUCUUAAUGAAGAGCAAGAAAUUAUAGCAGAUCAGUUUUUUUAAGUAGUAUUUUUCUAAGUAAUCUUUGGAUCAGAUUGGAUAUGAAUCAACUCUCAAGUUUUAUAAAACCAAUGAAAUAAUUGUUGAGAAAGGCCAAUUAGAUGAGUACAUGUAUGUAGUGCUUCAAGGAGAAAUAGGGAUAUACGAUAAGAAUAUUUAUUUGCAAAAUUUACCUGCAAACUAAGCUAUUGGAAUAGAAAAUUUGCUUAUGAGUCAAGGACAUAAUCUAACAAUGAGAAGUAAGGGUAAUUCUAUACUUAUUUAAAUAAAACACUCAUUAUUUUGGGAUACGAUAAAAAAGAUUAAUAGCGAUUUAGAAAUAUUGCAUUCCAUAAAAAAUGAAGUGCUAUUUAUGAAUAAAAUAGAAUUAUUGUUACAAAAUUGUUAUGUCUGUGGAUCAUAAUAUCAUCUGAGUUCAGGAUGUAAUAAAGUGCAUUCGGUUUUAAACAAAAACAUAGUUAUCAGUAGAUAUUUAUAUUCAGUCCCACAAAAAAGAGAGAAAUUUGAAAGGAAAUGGGAUUGGAGAGUGAACUCUUUAUACAAUUUUAAACUAGUACGAAGUUGUGGAAGGAGAUUGAAAAGGAAUUAUGGAUUCAUGUUUCAAGAACCAGAAAUAAAUAAUCGAAUAGAUUAUUAUGAUGAGGAAGAAGAAGAGGAGGAUGAAGAUGAAGAUGAUGAAGAAAUUCAAUUAGGUAGAUAAUCAUACAAAGAUUUAACCAACCCAUCAAGAGUAUAUUUAUAUAUCUACUUUAGAAAAGUGUUGAAAUGAUUUCAGGUCAAACUUUGAGGGACAUCAUCUAUCAUGAUCAUAUUGAUAACGAAGAAUAGUUGUAAUAUUACUAAUAAUAAUGGCAAUCACAAUAACAACAACAGGAAAUUAAUAGACAUUAAGUCAAUAAGUAAACCCUACAAACUGCUGGUUUCCAAACAGGUGAGGAUUUGUAUUUUGGAGAUUCAAUCAACAUUCCAUUACAACACAAAUAGUUUACUUAAAAUAGCAAUACUUUCAGAUCAUCAAGUGGAUAAAAUACUUAUUAGAGUCAAAAGAGUUAGUAAUUAAAACAAUAACAAUAUCAGCAAACCUAAUAACAAACACAGUAAUCUUUAUAUUAAUCGAAAACAUAUGCUUAAAGUCCCCUUGGAACAAAUCAACUGUUAGUUAGUAGUAGCAGAAAUGCUCAACCAAAAUUAACAUUUUCAUAUGAUCCAUUCUAUCAUGAAUAAAAUUCUAAAUAAGUAUUGGCUGCUCCAUAGCCCGAAUAUUAGGCGAUGUCCAGACCCUAAUAUAGAUCCUCUACUAAUUACGUUCCAAGUGUAUAAAAUCAAUUGCCAAUAGUCUCAGAAGAGAGCAACUCAUUAUUGAAUAUCCCAAUAGCAAAUAAUCCAUAUCAAUCUGCAAUGUCAAUCAGCUCUGUUGGUAUGUCCAGCAUUGAUGAAGUUCAAAGGAGAGACGGAAAUAAUCCGUCUACUAUUGUUAGGCGAACUACUCAAAAAUAAACGAAUACAGUCUCUAGUGCUGUUAGUCCUGAUAUUAAGAAGAAGUCCAUUUCAGCAUCUAACUCUAGAUCAUACUCAGCUUUGUCUUCUAGAUAAAACUAACACUAUAGUGACUUAGAUAAUGUCUUAUAUAAGUAAGAUCUUAGGGAUAACUUUGAUAUUGAUUAAAUCGGAAUAUAUUAAUAGUUUAAACCUUAGAAUAAUUAUGAUUGUGUUGUAAACUAAAUCAAGAUACAGUCUAAGAAACUUAUCAAGAAAAAGAAACUCAAAUGA